Molecule: messenger RNA, 779 nt
Organism: Meloidogyne enterolobii
Lineage: Eukaryota; Metazoa; Nematoda; Chromadorea; Rhabditida; Meloidogynidae
Source: the annotation of a GenBank genome assembly
AUGGGUUAUUUUAAUUUUACUCUUUACCAUCGAAAUCAAUACAAUCAACUACAACCAUUAGAAGACCACCAACCUCAUAUUAAUCAAACUUUACCUCAACAAUUUGAAGAUGAACCUGGAGAAAUGGAAUAUGAUGAAAAUUAUCAUAUGGAAUUUGAUCAACAUGUUAAUUUAAAUGGAAAUGGGACAAUUUAUAUUUUUUAUUUUAUUAAAUAUUUGAGGGGAACAAAUAUUGAACAAGUAGCUUAUAGCGAAAAUCACACAAUAAUUCCGAAUCAAAGAAUUGUUUGUUUAGAACAGUCAAUAUUGCAUAGAUCUGUUGAUGAGGAUAUUAUUAGAAUAUUUCAAAACAGAACACAACCAUAUAAUAUUAAUUAAUAAUUAAAAAUAAAAUAAUGUGAAAUUGGUUUUAAAGGAAAAUAAUUUUGAAAAUUUACUAAAGUGAAGCGAUUAAAGAAUAAAUAAAUAAUAAAUAUUGUUGAAAUUAUGGAGAUAUGAAAUCGAUCCGAUUAUAAUUCCAACUAGAGAUCAGCAAAAUCGUGUUUGCGGGAUCCCGCGCGCAAAAUCCCGCGCUGGAUCCCGUCCAACGCCGACCUCUAAUUCCAGCCCAAGCCUUAAUCCUUCUUAUCCUCUACAUCCGUCUUAAUCCUCACAAAUCCCUGGUUCUUCUCACAGAUCCCUCGAUAUCUCCUCAAAAUCUUUCUAACACUGUAUAUCCCUCAUUUCUCCCCAAAUCCCUCGAUAUCCCUGUUAAUCUCGAAAUACCCUUUUAAUCACUC